Clonostachys rhizophaga is the source of this 1311-nucleotide messenger RNA. Lineage: Eukaryota; Fungi; Ascomycota; Sordariomycetes; Hypocreales; Bionectriaceae. The record is from the annotation of a GenBank genome assembly.
AUGCCGGGAAACGAUAAACUCAACACUUGUAUCGACGAAGCGACAAGAUUGUUGGGCGACCCUAAUCCGCGAGCGGCCUACCCAAGCCUCAGGGCCGCUUUAGGCUAUCCUGCCUCGAUCAGCCUAUCGCCUGAGCUUUUCCAGACAGCCUUGCACGUACUGGCAGAGAUUACAGGCCGUAUUGCCUCGCGAGACACCGCGAGUAUUGCUGCUCGUGCAGCCAGCCUUCCGAAUGAUGCUGUUGCGCUUUUCGUUCUCGGGAUGUCCAUGAUGGGGCAAGAGCAGUAUGACAUAGCUGCAACAAUGCUUACUCGGGCGGUCGCGUGCGAUCCAGAUAGCAGCCAUUACCGGGCCAAAGCCAUAGCGGCUUUGGAAAGGAGUGGGAACUUCACCGAUGCGUUGCAUUACCUGGAAGCCAGUUCUGAUGAAUGGAAAGAAUCUCUACUUGGCAUUUAUCAGAAGGCGUGGUUUUCGGUGCGAACUGGUGAUUUAAGCGUUGCGCAUGAAGUAAACGACCGCCUCCAGGAAGGUUGUAAGCACACCCAGGACGCAGUGUGUCUUUCCGCUGCUGCUCGCAUCAAUACCGUGGUUUGUCAUGAGAAGGAUACAAGGGGAUGGAAUUACAUAUUAAAUGGCGGUAUUUUGCUUCAUCUGUCUCCUUAUGGGAAGGAGGUGAUGAACGGUCGCUACGCAUACGUCCGGGACACCGAAUUGCUUUGUAAUGAGGCCAUUCUGAAGUUGCAUGCGGUGUUACGCCAGCAGAACAUCAGGAUUCCGAAGGUCUUCGUCCUUGCCGACGCGAAGAGUCAGAUUCUCGCGCUUGCGCUGGGAAGAACCUUGGGUUGCGAGAUGACCGCGUGGCCCGACGGUGGCACUGAUGAACCGGGAUUAGUCCCUGUGUACGAUCUUGAGGAACUCAGUGACGUAGUGUUUUCAAGUCUUGCCAGGGAUGCACCAGGUCAGUUUCUAUGGGUUCACACUGUCCGGUGGGCAGAUCACACGCCUCGCAUAUAUGCGGCUGAUUUUGUCACCUACCUUCAGCAGGCGUACAGCUCACCAUGGGACACAAGAGUAAGAGUAGGGGACUCAACUGGGGUUGCCGGCAGCGGGGUAGAUCUGAGAACCGCUGAUCUGGGCGUACUCGCGAACAGGAUUGUGGACGCCGAGAGUGACUCAACGUCUUGGGAUGACGAACCAGAGAUUUUGGCACUCGCAGAUGCCAUCUCAUUUGGGCAAAGCCAGCCCGUAGGAGCCGUACGACGCCGAGACAUGCAAUGGCCGGGGUCGCCGGUCCAUAGUAACCGUUUCUAA